Messenger RNA from Xenopus laevis (African clawed frog), 2822 nucleotides. RefSeq names its product melanocyte-stimulating hormone receptor-like (gene mc1r.L). NCBI's taxonomy places the organism in Eukaryota, Metazoa, Chordata, Amphibia, Anura, Pipidae. The transcript has 3 exons. The coding region runs from base 612 to 1658 and encodes 348 amino acids. The record is from RefSeq and is a predicted model, not a curated record.
AUGGCAACGUAGGCGGGGCUAAAGCCAGACGCUGCGGGUGAGCGAUGAGCUGGUGUCUCUGGGAACCGGAAAGCGAUUAAACAAAUAGGUGAAACAGCAACUUACACUGGUAUGAUCUGCCUACAUUGGGACCACAAGGGAGAGAUCGGCUCAUACCUUAGAUCGCCUGGGGGAGGGGCUGAGGAGAUGCCUUUAAGGACUAUGUUAAGAAAAGAUGCAUUCUUUGUUUAGUCCCCGGCAGAACCAUCACAGUGCAUCAAGAUGAAAUGAGCAGAUACAGACUGGAAUGACAGAGCGGACAGAGGCAGCAAGGCGAAGGGGUUUUCACUUAACCUUAAAGUACCACUCAGCAUCCUACUCAUACGCUUCUUCAGUAUUCCGAACUGAUUGUGCAGCCAGGGACUUAUAUUUAGAGAUAAAGAAGUGACACGCAGUAUACUGGUAUGUCCAAAUCAUCCUUGGAAACUGCCCCAAUCACCAGCAGUUACUCAGGGGACAGAACUUUAAAAACUUUUUCCAACCUGGAGAACAUAGUCGCUGGAAGGAAAUUUAAAAGAACUAUAGCCACAAUACAACAUCACAUUUGAGAUCCCUGUUCUCCUUGAUUGCAAAUGUGUGAACGUCUAGGGCAGAGGAAGGACAGAUGGUGUACGGACUUCAGAGCAUACUCACCGCGCUCCAAGCUACAAGAGACACAGAUCAGCAUGCCGACACUGACAAUGCUUCAUUCAACAGCCAAUUCCACCAAUGUCACCAUCAAUGUUGGGACUGAGCUUAAGCCAACCAACACAUCCAAUAUUGCUAUGGACAUUCCAGAAGAGAUCUUUCUGUUCCUGUGUGUGUUCAGCUUGCUCGAGAACAUACUUGUGGUCAUUGCUAUUUUCAAGAACCACAACCUGCACUCUCCCAUGUAUUAUUUCAUCUGCUGCCUGGCGGCAUCUGACAUGCUUGUUAGUUCUAGCAAUCUAGGUGAGACCCUCAUCAUUUUUAUGCUUAAGCAAGGGAUUAUAAAAUUUGAGCCACUGCUUGUCAAAAAGAUGGAUUACAUUUUUGACACGAUGAUCUGCUGCUCUUUAGUAACCUCCAUCUCCUUCCUUGGGGCGAUUGCAAUUGACCAUUACAUCACCAUCUUCUACGCCCUGCGCUAUCACAGCAUUAUGACACUGCGCAGAGUAGUUAUUGCAAUAUCUGUGAUCUGGUCGGGCAGUUUAGUUUGUGCUGCCAUCUUCAUUAUCUACCAUGAGAGUGGUGCUGUCAUCUUAUGUCUAAUUGUCUUUUUCCUCUUCAUGUUGGCCUUGAUGGUGGCCUUAUAUAUCCACAUGUUUGCUCUGGCACGCUGGCAUGCACGUAGCAUUUCUGCCCUGCAGAAAGGCAAGAGGAGAAGGAUCACCUCACAUCAAGCUAGGGCAAACAUGAAGGGUGCCAUAACACUAACGUGGUUGCUUGGCGUCUUUUUCCUCUGCUGGGGUCCUCUUUUUCUCCACCUCACUUUGUUUGUGUCCUGCCCUAAUCAUCAUAUUUGCCACAGCUAUUUUUAUUAUUUCAACAUCUACCUCCUUCUUGUCAUCUGCAAUUCUGUUAUUGAUCCUUUAAUCUAUGCCUUCAGGAGUCAGGAGCUAAGGAAGACCCUUAAGGAAAUCAUUUGGUGCUCUUGGUGACAACCCAGACUGGGGAAGGUGCUGGCAGAGAGCUAAAGGCAGCUGGGGUUUAAUGAGAAUGUCUAAACACAUUUCUUCUCCUCUCCCCAUAAAUAUUUCAUUUUAUGACACUCUGAGACUUUCCCAUACAAUGUCUGCUUAAUACAACAUAUCUGAGGAAACAUUACGAUUAGGCUAAAAAAACCUCCAUAAUCCUAAAUUGAUUUCUUCUCUAGAAGGUUUACACAUAUAGGUAAUAGGUCAAACUGUAUCUCAUCUGAUAACAGGAGAACACUUGCAAAACCAUCAACACAGUCUGAGCAGCAAGAUGUCGUACCGUGUUUCAGGUACAAAAUUGUAGGAAAGACUCAAAUCUGAGUAGUAAAAGGGACAUUAGAUUCAAUUCAUUUCAAACAGGGGCCAGCAAGACAUGGUAUAGCGAUGGAUUCUUGCAUAUGACGGCUUUUAUAGUACCUCCUGUAAUAAUGAUGAGCAAUGAAGCACUAGAGGCCAUUCAGAACUGAAAUCACUGGUGUUUGGUCAAUCAAAGAUGGUGUUUCCCUCUGUUCAUGUGAUAUCACACUUCCUUAAAGCAAUAAGUACAGUAUUUACAAGAAUCUCCAUUUUCUGCAUUCCACUGAACAUGUUGUAUAAGUGUUUGGCUAUCAUGUGCUUUGUUAUAUAAAGGAAUAGCUCUGCAGCACAUUACGCAACAAGAAAGAAGUCUUGUCCCCAGGACGCAUGGAUACGGUAACAGUUACUGUCCUCUAGACAUUCUGAGAAGUACAUUUUCCAAGAAGUGCAUUUUCCUACUUCUCCUAAAUGGAAAUUACUACUUGUGAUAUUUCUACUAUGAUAGAAAAGUAUUGUGAUACACUCUGGACCUAAUUUUGUUGGAGAGCAACAGCCUUGGGUUCCAUGUAGCUUGGUGGAUAAGUCUUUGCUUUAUAUGACCACCACACAGAGUAUUAUCUUUCAGUAUAGAAAAAAACACAUUGCAUUGAACACAGCUUUCACUAUUGCCAGGCCCCUUUUGGUUUAAUGGCUAUUUGCUGGUUUAGCCAUCUUCAAAAUACCAAAACAUAUUUAAUUUUUCCUAAAUCUCUCCCAUUUGAUUAGGGAAUUUUAGUAAUCUAAGACUAUUUUUUUAAGUCCAUUAAAGUCUAAAUUAUUUUAUGUGAUACU